This is a messenger RNA of Amborella trichopoda, 1198 nucleotides long. RefSeq names its product vesicle-associated protein 1-3. Gene Ontology annotation, cellular component: endoplasmic reticulum membrane; plasma membrane. The record is from RefSeq and is a predicted model, not a curated record. Gene Ontology annotation, biological process: endoplasmic reticulum membrane organization. Lineage: Eukaryota; Viridiplantae; Streptophyta; Magnoliopsida; Amborellales; Amborellaceae.
UUGAUAAAGCCACGCUGUUAUUUCUCAAAUCCUUGUGAAUCCACCAUCCUUUUGCUUCGCUUAUUUUGUUCAGGCCAUCGAAUUCCACAGUCCGUAUUUACAAAAAAUUUUGAGAAGUAAUUGAUUGGGGUUAUCUCUCUCUUGACUGGGAAGUCGAAGCAUGAGCAGCUGGGAGUUUCUAAGCGUUCAACCCUCCGAACUCAAUUUCCAAUUGGAAUUGAAGAAGCAAACGUCAUGUACUUUGCAAUUGACUAACAAGACUGAUCGUUAUGUAGCUUUCAAGGUUAAAACGACAAACCCAAAGAAAUAUUGUGUCCGGCCCAAUACUGGGAUUGUCUUGCCGAAGUCUACGUGUGAUGUUACAGUUACGAUGCAAGCUCAACGUGAACUCCCACAUGACAUGCAAUGCAAAGAUAAGUUUUUACUUCAAAGUGUCAUUGCAAAUGAUGGUGCAACUACAGCGGACAUCACCCCAGAGAUGUUUAAUAAAGAAGCUGGAAAAGUGGUUGAAGAGUGCAAAAUGAAAGUGAUAUACAUUCCUCCACCUCAACCACCCUCCCCAGUUCCUGAAGGAUCAGAUGAGGGUUCGUCUCCUAGGGCUUCUCAGCUAGACGAUGGGAAUUAUUCUUCUUCACUAUUCGACAAUGCCAAAAGCGAAUCUCUUGAGUUCAUAGAGAAACCCUCUGAGUCAUGGGCAGUGAUUACAAAGUUGACGGAGGAGAAAAAAUCUGCUAUUCAACAAACUCAGAAGUUGCAGCAAGAAUUGGGAUUGUUGAGGAGAGAAAAAGAUAGAAGUGCAGGGUUCUCAUUUUUUAUUAUGGCUCUGGUUGGUCUUUUGGGUGUCCUGGUUGGGUACCUCGUGAAGGCAUAACUUGAAAUAAUCAGGGAGAUAUAUUGCCUGCGUCCGAAUAUCCAUAUCGUCAUUUGGUCGUGUUUUGGGAAUCGAAAUAUCCAUUUCAUCCGAUGGGCAUGGUAAUCUGCAUUGGGCGCUUCAUGUACUUCCAUUCCUGUGCCACCUUAUAUCAACAGGUCUGAGAUAUAUCCUAGCCAACCUGUAACGAUCAAUAUCAUUAUUUCACCAGUCGCCUCUUGCAAUUGUGGUUGGAUGUUUGUGAGGUGCCUUAAGACGUAUUUUGUCUUCAUGUCGCAAACUCUCUCUUCUCGCAUUUCAAAUGAAAAAAACUCUCUUUUGUUUCUC